Molecule: messenger RNA, 1816 nt
Organism: Folsomia candida
Lineage: Eukaryota; Metazoa; Arthropoda; Collembola; Entomobryomorpha; Isotomidae
Product: A-agglutinin anchorage subunit-like
Exons: 2
Coding region: 93-1187 (364 amino acids)
Source: RefSeq, a predicted model, not a curated record
CUUUCCUUCAACGUUCAGUACGAAUUAGGAAUCCUCAGAAGAACAUUAUUCGUUCUUUACCAUCUUUUGAUACACGUUUUUUUUAAUAAAAAAUGCAAUCUUUUGCAUAUCGAGGAAAGUUGGGAAUUUUGAUUUCCAUUUUGUUAGUUAUCACACUUACGGGCACUCACUCUCAAGACCACGACAAUGAACUGGUUCUGGACGUUGAGGAGCAUGCCGUCCAUCCCUGGGGUGCUUCCAUCGCUACUCACGAGUUCUAUUUUUUCUACCACGCCAACGUCUCCAGGGAAGCUUUACCGGAUAACACCAUACUGUAUUUGGAGGCCUUUGGAGUGCGGGAGCGUUUAACAGCCACGAACGCAUCUGGAGUUUGGGCUGCUUUCCAUGAACGCCAUUCCUCUGACAAAUGCCACUUUACGACAACAACUGCGGAAACCCCGUCAACGACCGUCGAAACCCCUUCAACGGCGGUCGAAACCUCGAUAACGACUGCUACAGAAGCGCUCACCGAUGUUACUGAUAUUCCGACGACUGUUACAACUGAGGAACCCUGCGUGACGAAAGAUUUUCCAUUCAUUUCAUUCACCACCAACACUAACGAAGCCUUGUCACUGGAAUCAUUUUCCAUGAUUUACUUUGUCCAGACUAUUCCGCGGAUUCUUCGACCAAUGAUUCUCUUCAAUGUGACAACUUCUUCAGUCUCCGAUGAGCACCAAUCCUAUGUCAUUCCAGAGGUUUGCGACAGCACCACAAUUAUCCAAAACUUUUGGAUGGAAUGUGUCAUUUACCUGAAUAAAUUUAGCCUUCCAGAAGACGCUACAAUUACUAAGAUCGCUGUCCAGUUUCAAUCCAUUGAAGAAGGUGACAUAAUUCUAGUAGACAAACUGACUAUGAAAACCAAAGGACAUCUUCAAACCAGUCCAACGACUACGACAACGACUACGACCACGACCACUCCGUCUCCUGACACUACUUCCUCUGACUCGAGUAGUAGUAGUAAUAGUAGCAGUACCCCACUCGUGUCCACCCCCUUUUCAGAGAGUACAAGCACGUGGACCCCUUCAACCACUGACUACACGCAUGGUUCCGGAAGUUGGGCUCGUGCCAACCCUAGCUUUAUUUCCAUGUUAAUAAUUUGUACAGUGAUUGCAAUUCAAUUGACGCAAGAGCUUACGGUUGAGGCAUGAUUUUAUUUUUUCGCCUUUAGUUAUUGCAAGAACAAAACAUCAUGUAACGUUAUUUAAUUAAACACUUGUUCUUAAUGACUAGUUUCAUUUUAUGAAAAAUUAGAACAUUUCGGUAUACAUGUUAUUACUUAUUAGACUUUGUGGAUUAAAACAUUUAAAUUGAAGUAGCGCAUUAAUGGCAUUGUGUAGCAAAUAUUUACCAAAAUCUAACGAGUUAUUGCAGUAAAUAUUAACAAACAUCACGCAUUGGUUACAAAUAUAACACAGAAAAAAUUCUACCUAAAAAAUAUACGAUACGUUGUAAAAGAGUCUGGAUGAGAUUUGGGUUGAUUUAUUUUUUUUUAAUUUACACAUAGCAAUAAUAUUCCAAAAUUAUGAAUGAUUUUCGAGUAUCAUCACAGGCAAAUCAAUGUUGGAAUAUGUAAAUCAGUGCAGAAUUUGUGGCAAACAAUAAAUAAACCACUGAGAUAAGAUAUCGAAGAAAAUUCGUUAUAAAAACACAAGUUUUACAUCACACAAGUACGAAAAAAUCAGGCCUAAAAAUUUCGUAUACAGUUCAUCGCUAAAAAAUUAACAAAGGAAAUGCAGUCAGUAAAGACAGGAAUUUUGUGAACACAGUUGCGUAAGAA